Molecule: messenger RNA, 4616 nt
Organism: Trichechus manatus latirostris (Florida manatee)
Lineage: Eukaryota; Metazoa; Chordata; Mammalia; Sirenia; Trichechidae
Gene: EPC1
Product: enhancer of polycomb homolog 1
Exons: 14
Coding region: 324-2894 (856 amino acids)
Biological process (GO): regulation of transcription by RNA polymerase II
Cellular component (GO): piccolo histone acetyltransferase complex; NuA4 histone acetyltransferase complex
Source: RefSeq, a predicted model, not a curated record
CCCGCGCUCCCCCCCCUCCCGCGUGCCCGCGCCGCUGCGCGAUGCAGUGUGGGGAAUGGCUGGGGUUGGCUGAAGAGCGCACAGUGGAGUUUUAAUGUCCGCCAUGUUGGCCAUGGCGUAUUGAAGAGAGCUAGAGAGACAGGAGCGGAGCGGCUCAGACUCCCACCCUCCCGGCUGGUGUUAGUGCCCGGACGGCGGGCUCUGCGCUCCGUCCCUCAAGUCCCCGGCAGCGGUAGGCGAGUGGGGACCGAACCCCCGGUUCUCCAUGAUCCCGCUGGCCGGGGCCGUUUCCCCAGAGCGGAGAGGUAUCUGCUGCGCCUGAGAUGAGUAAACUGUCGUUUCGGGCGCGGGCGCUAGACGCCUCGAAGCCGCUGCCGGUGUUCCGCUGUGAGGAUCUGCCCGACCUGCACGAAUACGCCUCGAUAAACCGGGCCGUGCCGCAGAUGCCCACCGGAAUGGAGAAGGAAGAGGAGUCGGAACAUCAUCUUCAGCGGGCUAUUUCAGCACAGCAGGUAUAUGGCGAGAAGAGGGAUAAUAUGGUUAUACCAGUCCCAGAGGCAGAAAGUAAUAUUGCUUACUAUGAAUCUAUAUAUCCUGGGGAAUUUAAGAUGCCAAAGCAGCUCAUUCACAUACAGCCUUUUAGUUUGGAUGCUGAACAGCCUGAUUAUGAUUUGGAUUCUGAAGAUGAAGUAUUUGUGAAUAAAUUGAAAAAGAAAAUGGACAUCUGCCCAUUGCAAUUUGAAGAGAUGAUUGAUCGUCUAGAAAAAGGCAGUGGUCAGCAGCCAGUCAGUCUACAGGAAGCCAAACUACUGCUAAAAGAAGAUGAUGAAUUAAUUAGAGAAGUUUAUGAAUACUGGAUUAAAAAGAGAAAAAAUUGUCGAGGACCAUCUCUUAUCCCAUCAGUAAAACAAGAGAAGCGAGAUGGUUCCAGCACAAAUGAUCCUUAUGUAGCUUUUAGAAGACGUACUGAAAAAAUGCAGACUCGAAAAAAUCGCAAAAAUGAUGAAGCCUCUUAUGAGAAAAUGCUUAAGUUGCGUCGAGAUCUAAGUCGGGCUGUUACUAUUCUAGAAAUGAUAAAGAGAAGAGAAAAGAGUAAAAGGGAGCUAUUGCACUUAACACUGGAAAUUAUGGAGAAGAGGUAUAAUUUGGGUGACUACAAUGGAGAGAUCAUGUCCGAGGUUAUGGCACAGAGACAGCCAGUGAAACCUACUUACACCAUCCCCAUCAUUCCUAUUACUAAUACUAAUAGCAAUCAAUUUAAACAUCAAGAAGCAAUGGAUGUGAAGGAAUUUAAAGUUAAUAAGCAAGAUAAAGCUGAUCUUAUCCGACCGAAACGUAAAUAUGAAAAGAAGCCCAAAGUCUUACCAUCGUCUGCUGCUGCUACUUCUCAACAGACGAGUCCUGCUGCACUGCCAGUCUUCAAUGCUAAAGAUUUAAAUCAGUAUGACUUUCCCAGCUCAGAUGAAGAACCUCUCUCCCAGGUAAAAUAUAAGAAUUGUUCUAUGAAUAUGAAGAAGGAAUAUAGUAAAUCACAUGUUUUAACCAAACCACUUUAUUUGUCUUAUUUACAGGUUUUGUCUGGUUCUUCAGAAGCUGAGGAAGAGAACGAUCCUGAUGGUCCUUUUGCUUUCCGUAGGAAAGCAGGCUGUCAGUACUAUGCUCCUCACUUAGACCAAACUGGCAACUGGCCUUGGACUAGUCCUAAAGAUGGAGGACUAGGGGAUGUGCGAUAUAGAUACUGCUUAACUACCCUCACUGUACCCCAAAGGUGCAUUGGAUUUGCACGAAGACGGGUUGGGCGCGGUGGAAGGGUCUUACUGGACAGAGCUCAUUCAGACUAUGACAGUAUGUUUCGCCAUCUGGAUUUGGAAAUGCUUUCUUCUCCACAGCAUUCUCCAGUCAAUCAGUUUGCCAAUACCUCAGAAACAAAUACCUCGGACAAAUCUUUUUCUAAAGACCUCAGUCAGAUACUAGUCAAUAUCAAAUCAUGUAGGUGGCGGCAUUUUAGGCCUCGGACACCAUCCUUACAUGACAGUGACAAUGAUGAACUCUCCUGUAGGAGAUUAUAUAGGAGUAUAAAUCGAACAGGAACAGCACAGCCUGGGACCCAGACAUGCAGUACCUCUACCCAAAGUAAAGGUAGCAGUGGUUCAGCACACUUCGUAUUUACAGCCGAACAAUACCAGCAACAUCAACAGCAGCUGGCACUAAUGCAGAAACAGCAGCUUGCACAAAUUCAUCAACAGCAAGCAAAUAGUAAUUCCUCCACCAACACUUCACAGAACCUUGCAUCUAACCAGCAGAAAAGUGGCUUUCGCCUGAAUCUACAUCAUAGCCACUCUAUACAGGGUUUAGAAAGAACAUUACAGGGUUUUGUUUCCAAGACUUUGGAUUCUGCUAGUGCUCAAUUUGCUGCUUCUGCUUUGGUGACAUCAGAGCAACUGAUGGGAUUCAAGAUGAAGGAUGAUGUGGUGCUUGGAAUUGGGGUGAAUGGUGUCCUUCCAGCCUCAGGAGUAUACAAGGGCUUACACCUCAGUAGUACUAUGCCAACAGCACUUGUACAUACAAGUCCAUCAACAGCAGGUUCAACUUUGUUACAGCCUUCAAAUAUAACACAGACUUCAAGUUCCCACAGUGCACUGAGUCAUCAAGUAACUGCUGCCAACUCUGCAACAACUCAGGUUCUGAUUGGGAACAACAUUCGAUUAACUGUACCUUCAUCAGUUGCCACUGUAAACUCUAUUGCUCCCCUGAAUGCACGACAUAUACCUAGGACUUUAAGUGCUGUUCCAUCAUCUGCCUUAAAGCUCGCUGCCGCAGCAAACUGUCAAGUUACCAAGGUUCCAUCUUCAUCCUCUGUAGAUUCAGUUCCAAGUUUAAAGAAGUAUAGAUGAGAACUGAUUCCUCAUUUAUUCAAGAACUAAACAGAUGAAUGUUAUAAUUCAAUAUUAGUUGAGAAUUUAAACCAAAUGAUACAGUAAAAUGUUUACUUACAUGUUUUGGAUAUCCCCUGCUUAAUACAAUAAUAACUUAUAAUACUUCCAUUUUUCUUCCACUUUUGGAUUUUCAGUCUUUAAACUAGGAGUUCUCUUCAGAGUAUUUCUUUUAUUUAUGAUUUCUUCCACAGCCUACCAUGUAGAGAGUUAGAGUUGAUAGAAUCAUGCCUAGUAUACUAAGCUGUUGUUAAUAAUGUAAAUACUAUAAAAGCUUACAGUACUCGCGCCAGUUGAACUUUUAAUCAGACCAUGAUUUUCUAUGCUAACAUGUUUUCUUGGGUUUUAGUAAACCGUAUAGAAUGUUUGUUCAGGUUCUAUUGUUUUAAAUAUUAAUGAUAAUUAAAAUCUUGCUGUUUAUAAGGUACUAUGGGAGAAAUAAAAAGAGAAAGGCAAGAAGUUUUCAGUUUAAUUAGAAGAUGAGCAUAAAGGUGUGGAAAGUUAAAUAAUGUUAACUCUAAAUAGCGGAAAACCGUUCUAAAGGUAUCACAAAGCAUUAUAUAUGUCAAUUCAUUGUAUAGAUGAUGGCUGUAAUUUCAGUAUAAGGAGAGAUCUUUUCACACGAGGUAUAUUCUGGGAAUGUUCUACAAGAUGAGAUCAGAGGUUUGGUUUGGUUGGACAGAGAAGAGAAGGAAAGGGCAUUUCAGGCACAUGGAGUGGAAGAAGUAGUUGGGAAUAUAUAAGUGUAUUCAGAGGUUAACGAGAAAAAUAGUUUGUCUAGAGGUUUGAGAAGGUUAGUAGUUGAAGUUGGAAUGUCAGGAGGAGGCCAGACUGUGGAACACCUUGAAUGUCAGACUGAUACUUAGACUGCUGCAGCCAGAAGUGACCCAGAGGGAGGAGCAGGGUUUGUAGCAACAGAUUAUAGCCUUUAUGUUCCAAACCUGCCCAUUCCUGUCUGCUUCUGAAGUUAAGUAGUAGUCAUUGUCUACUCAGUACUAAUCCAUUCUUACUAAUAUUCUGGAUCCAGUAAAAGCCAAUCAGUUACAGUUCUGACUUAAAUGUAGAGUAUCAUAAUUUUCAUUGCUAUAGAAUUGUAUAACCAUGGAACACUAGCAAUGGAUGGAACUUUCAAAAUCACUUAUUUUAGUUCCUUUAUUUUAAAGAUGAGGAAACUGAGAUCCAGAGAGGUUAACUGAUUUCUCCAAGGACGCUUAGCUGCCUAGGUGAUAGAACAAUAACUGAAACUCUAGUCUUCCGUGUACUAGUUCAGUAGGUGUCCUGCUCAAUCCUGUUUAACAGAACUCUGACUUAAAGUUCUGACAUGAACCUCGGUCAUGUUUGUUUGUUUUUAAAAAAUUCUUAUAAAUUUAAUACAGGAGGAAAUUGAAACUACAAACUGAAACUUGGGAAUUCUUUAUUUUUAACGUAGAGGCUGCUUGGGUGCUACUAGAGUUUUGUUGAUAAUAUAGUUGACCACGGAAUUUAUAUCAGAUACAAGCUUGAUUUCUGGUUGUAUACUCCUGAUAAUAAACUAUAAAGGUUCAUAUUUCUUUACUUGGUACCUUACUCCCAAAAGACACGAAUUAUUCCUAUUAUUAAAAUUAAUUACAUUUUUUAUUGAGAAGAUAGUCUUGGUCUGUAAAAUUUGUAUGUUGCAGAUAAGUAAUUGAUUGAACUUUAUUU